Messenger RNA from Lottia gigantea (owl limpet), 852 nucleotides. RefSeq lists its product as hypothetical. The record is from RefSeq and is a predicted model, not a curated record. Gene Ontology annotation, molecular function: chitin binding. Gene Ontology annotation, cellular component: extracellular region. Bases 166 to 792 code for a protein of 208 amino acids. The transcript is spliced from 4 exons. NCBI's taxonomy places the organism in Eukaryota, Metazoa, Mollusca, Gastropoda, Lottiidae.
CAUGAAAGGAGCUGCACCUUAUUUUUACAUUUAUUAUAUUGAAUUUAUAACCCUGUUUAUACGAUUUUAUGGCUUCAACGAUCAUUUAAAUAUCGAAGCACAUUUUGUAAUAAUUUUAUUCUGGCUUGGAUCAAUUCAAGCGACGAAGUAUUCAAUAAUAUCAAGAUGAAUCUGAUUUUAGUGACCAUUUGCUCAAUUCUCCUAACACAAGUACAUGGUGAUGUUAUAUCUGGACGAGUAACAUGUGAUAAUAUCGGAAAGUUCUUUGUUGAUGGUCAACUUGAAACUAGUACAGACAGAUGGACAGCCUCUUAUCCAGUUUCCUUUCCCGAUACAUCAUUCGUCCUGGCAUUCGAUUGUCUGGAUGUGGGUGUGAUCGGAGGAAUUCGAGGCUCAUUUAGUAAUGGGGUGGUUACUGAUUCGUCAUGGAGAUGUUCAACCUCAGCCCCUGAAGGCUGGAACAAAUUAGGAUUUGAUGAUAGUAAAUGGCAGGAUGCCACUAUACAGACACACACCAACUGGGGAAAUCGCCCAUCAUCUAUACCUAGUGAAGCUAAAUGGAUUUGGACUGCUGGCGAUACUGCAGAUAGACAUGUUUUCUGCAGGCGAAGAUUACACCCAGCAACCUGUGUUAAAGGGGACAAAACUCUGGUCGUUGAUUCAAAUGACUGCAAGCGAUUUAGGCAGUGUGUACAUGGAACCUACGUCUCGAUGCCUUGUGCUCCUGAAACUGGUUUCCAUGAGGGUCAACAAAGGUGCGAACAUUUGUAUUUGUUACCAAACUGCAAUUAAUAAAAUAGAACUCGGUGUUAAUUGUAACGAAAAGUUCUGAAUAAAAUAAUUUAACGAAAA